Messenger RNA from Schistosoma turkestanicum, 954 nucleotides. NCBI's taxonomy places the organism in Eukaryota, Metazoa, Platyhelminthes, Trematoda, Strigeidida, Schistosomatidae. The record is from the annotation of a GenBank genome assembly.
UAAUGUGGCACUCAAUGUUGUGUAUAAGAGAAUAGAAAUCAUAUAUUCAUAAUGCGAAUGAGAUAGUUUGAAAUCUGUGACCGUCGCACUAUUGGUCAGAUCUGUCGACUCUGAGGAUAUAUAAGUCACUGGCUUAUUUGUCUGUAAUCAACUCUCCUUGUGCUAUAAUGGCUGGUGAACACAUUAAAAUUAUCUAUUUUAACGGACGUGGACGUGCUGAAUCGAUUCGGAUGACUCUUGUAGUAGCUGGUGUAGACUACGAAGAGGAAAGGAUCAGUCUCCAAGAUUGGCCGAAAAUCAAACCAACCAUUCCUGGAGGAAGAGUACCUGUAGUGAAGAUCACCGAUAAUGCUGGGCACGUAAAGUGGAUGCAAGAGAGUUUGGCUAUUGCACGCUAUAUGGCAAAGAAGCAUCACAUGAUGGGUGAAACAGACGAGGAAUAUUAUAGUGUUGAGAAAUUGAUUGGUCAAGCUGAGGAUUUAGAAGGUGAAUAUCACAAAACUUUAAUGAAGCCACAAGAAGAGAAAGAGAAGAUAAUCAAAGAGAUACUGAGCGGCAAAGUUCCAGUAUUACUCAAUUUAAUCUGCGAAUCUCUAAAAGAAUCUAAAGGGAAGCUGGCUGUUGGAGAUAAAGUGACUCUAGCUGAUUUGGUUCUGAUUGCUGCGAUUGACCAUCUGACUGAUUUGGAUAAAGAAUUUUUGACUGGAAAAUAUCCUGAGAUACAUAAACAUCGAGAACAUUUGUUAGCGAGUUCACCGAAAUUGGCGAAGUAUUUAUCGAACAGACCUGCAACUGAAUUUUAAAACUAUCAACAGAAAGCUUGCAGGAACGAGACUGACGCUAUCUAUAUUCACAUUAGUGCACUGAUGUUGCGACCAUUUCACAAGGAUGUCAUUUUUGUUGUAUUGUAUUUCGUUUUUCAAAUGUUAUUAAAAUAAACUCAGUUUUCUGUUU